Molecule: messenger RNA, 2140 nt
Organism: Schistocerca nitens (vagrant locust)
Lineage: Eukaryota; Metazoa; Arthropoda; Insecta; Orthoptera; Acrididae
Product: SAP30-binding protein
Exons: 3
Coding region: 136-1092 (318 amino acids)
Biological process (GO): regulation of DNA-templated transcription
Cellular component (GO): nucleus
Source: RefSeq, a predicted model, not a curated record
ACGUAAACAACGAAAUUGUGUUUUAUAAAAUCUGUCUUGUAAGUUCGCGCACUGCAUGAAAUAUGUGUUGUGCUAAAUGCUUACAAUUUCCAAGCGUCAGUGACACAGCGUAAAAAGUAUUUUGAUUUCAACGAGAUGUUAAAUACACAGCGUUCACGUCUAUUGAAAGGAAACAAUAUGUCUGGCCCAAGUCUUGCCCUCGCCUCGUUGACAGCCACUUACACUGAUUCGGAGGCAGAAGAUGAAGCAGGCGAGGAAGAAAAUUCCCCAGGUGCUAGUAGUGUGAACUCCGUUGUAUCCAACACAGCCACUCCUCCAGCCACGGCACCUAUUACAACAACAACAACAACUACAACAACACAAGUUUCUAUUGUGAGUAGCAAAGUUGCCCGCCUUGUGUCAUACCACGAUGAAACUGUGGUAUCAGACGACGAUGAGGAAGGCGGUCAGCGCGUGUCAGUAGGCAGCGAGGAGCCUGAAGAUGGAGGCGAGACUCCUGCUGCGAACCCAGCAGAUGUGAAUGAUGUUAUAUUGUUUUCUGAACCAAAGGGUCGUUGUUCGAAUGAAUUGCAAGAAAAAAUUAGUAGACUGCAUGAAAAGAUGAUGUCUUCUGGUUUGGACAUGAAUCAUGUUAUACAACAGCGGAAGGACUUUCGGAACCCAAGUAUUUAUGAGAAGCUGAUUCAGUUCUGCAGUAUCAAUGAACUCGGCACAAACUAUCCUGCACAUGCGUAUGAUCCAUUACGCUGGGGAAAAGAGUCAUUUUACGAGGAACUGGCACGUGUUCAGAAGGCAGAAAUGGAGCGUCGAGAAAAGGAGAGGCGCGAGAAGACUCGUGUUGAAUUUGUUUCUGGGACAGCCAAACGUCCUGCUGGAGGUGCAGGGUCAGGGGAGGAGGAUAAAAUGCGUCGGAAAUCAAAAUGGGACCAAGUGGGUACAUUAUUGGCAUCCAAUACGACAGCUGCUGGUGCACAAGCUGGCAUUCUAAAGCCGGGUCUUGUUCAGCAGCCUGCACUAACUACUUCAGCAACUGGUACCAAAGGGACUGUAAUUUCAGCAUUUGGAUCUCUGCCUAAGAAACCACGAAUAUAACUGUUAAUUUGUACAGAACUAUAAAUUUAUUAAACUUUUUUGUGGUAUGUAUGUGGGACACUAUAUAUGGUAUGUUUGUACAUAGCCUUCUGAUUUUCUACCUGUAUUCCUAGUCUGAAAAUACGACUUUUGGAUAAAGGCCUGAAAAGCAAUUGGUGAAAACAUUGCUAUCAAAAUUUUUGCCUUUUUUCUGAAAGAUGGCUGCCUUUCAUUUGGAAUAUAACUUUCCUGUCAUGUAAGAUUUGAAUUUCCUUUCUAAUUUACAGGGAAAUGAGUACAAAUAAGACGGAUGAUUUUUUAUGCUGUUAAUCAGUGAAAUGUCAUGCUUAUUCCAAACAUAACUAUUGUAUGUUCAACAAUUCAUUGUGUUUAAUCUUCCCUACUUCCUAAUGUCACACUCUUUUCUGAAUGAAAAGGAAAAGUUGCUAUAAUACUCAUUUCUUCUUGUAAACAUUCCAUAUUUAUUCCACUAUGAAACCUUGAAAGAAAUGUUAUCAAAGGGAGGCAAGUAAAUUUUUGAAGUAUUAGAAACAUAUGCUGACUACCAGAAGUGUAAAUUUAAAUAGGUCAUUGUACAACAACAACAAAAAAUUUCCUGUAGGGAGAAAUGUAUUGUAAAAUUAAGUUAUUGCUCGGGGAAGAUAGUUAUAUCACCUUCAACUGAGGCUGGAGUACAUCCGUUUAUGUAAAAAAUAAUCCAGAAUUGACAGUUUUGAUGUAUUAUACUUCUUCUUCUUUGUUAUUGUUCAAACGAGGCCUCAUUUUAUGCAUUUAUUAUAUGAUGAGUAACAAGUAUUGCAUUGACUUUCUGCUGCUUUGGGGCAACUGACCUAUACUUUAUUUAUUCCAUUAAAGGCAUUUUUGAGACUAUAGGAAGAAACUGCUUUUGAAGCAGUGAAACCUUACUGUAUUGCAGCUAAUAUGUAUCAUACAGUGACAUACCAGCUUAUUUUUAUAUCAGAAGUGUGUUGGCCACCAUUAACUGAUGUUCACAUGAAUGGAAAUUUUUCAUAGUCCCAAUAAAAAUUGCUCCAACACAGACAGCUGA